AUGAAUAAGAAGCGCAGUGCCCCCGGGGCCGCAGUUGCCUCUGCAGGCUCCUCGUCCAAGAAGCGGAAGAUGGAUGGUGUGCAAAAGUACUACGCAGUCAGAGCUGGGUUCAACCCCGGCGUCUACUUGACCUAUCCCGAGUGCCAACAGCAGACAUCGGGAUUCAGAGGUGCAGUCUUCAAGUCGUUCGUUUCGAAGCAGGACGCCCUGGACUUUGUUGCCGGCAAGAAGGUUGCCUCCACGUCCAAUGAACCCGACAAGUUCUACGCGGUCGCCGUGGGCAACCCUACGGGUAUCUAUACGGACUGGACCGAGGCCUCGGAAGCUAUUAAGGGCAUCAAGGGACCCAAGUAUAAGCGGUUUGCGACACGGGCAGAGGCAGUUGGAUAUAUCAAGCAGUUUGGCAACAAGGAAACCAUUGAUGCUCUGGGGGAGGAGGGACGAUCGCACCCGGAGCCAGAACCGGAGCCAGUAUUCGAACUUCAACCCGAGGAGCCACCGGCCAAGAAGACCAAGCGGGUCCCGGAUGAGGUUCCUGGUUCGGGGCCUGUGGAGGAUGUGCUCAAGAUCUACACCGACGGCAGCAGUCGCGCCAACGGCAGAACCAGCGCUCGCGCCGGAUUGGGCGUCUACUUCGGAGACCAUGACAGGCGUAACCUCUCGGAGCGGCUCCCCGGCCUGCCCCAGACGAACCAACGAGCUGAACUGAUGGCCAUAUUGCGAGCACUCCAGAUUGCACCCCUGGAGCAGGCGGUCCAAAUCUUGACCGACAGCCAAUACUCGAUCAACUGCGUGACGCAGUGGGCGCGGAGCUGGGAGGCCAAGGGCUGGAAGACAGCCAAUGGUGCAGAAGUCAAGAACCAGGACAUUAUCCGGGAGGUCCUGGCCAGAAAGGCAGAGCGGGAAAGGGCUGGAGGCGCAACCUACUUUAAAUGGGUCAAGGGGCACGCCAGCAGCCGAGGCAAUAUCGCGGCUGAUCAGCUCGCCGUCGCUGGAGCCGAUUUGAGUCCCGUCUGA
Fusarium keratoplasticum is the source of this 1017-nucleotide messenger RNA. Its product is annotated as Ribonuclease H. Gene Ontology annotation, biological process: DNA replication, removal of RNA primer. The record is from RefSeq and is a predicted model, not a curated record. Gene Ontology annotation, molecular function: RNA-DNA hybrid ribonuclease activity; nucleic acid binding; magnesium ion binding. Bases 1 to 1017 code for a protein of 338 amino acids. NCBI's taxonomy places the organism in Eukaryota, Fungi, Ascomycota, Sordariomycetes, Hypocreales, Nectriaceae. The transcript is spliced from 2 exons.